Messenger RNA from Durio zibethinus, 720 nucleotides. RefSeq lists its product as uncharacterized. NCBI's taxonomy places the organism in Eukaryota, Viridiplantae, Streptophyta, Magnoliopsida, Malvales, Malvaceae. The record is from RefSeq and is a predicted model, not a curated record.
GAAGUCGAGUGCAAUCAAUCGAAAGAAAACGAGCGAGCUCUCUUGAUCAACGACUGCAUCUCUUUCUAUAGUUUCUUCGAACGUUUGAUGGAUUAAUAAUUAUUCUUCUAUUCCGCUAGUUGAAAUUUAUUACCACAGAAAUAUAUAGAAACUAACGGAGAAAUUGUCGGAUAAUUAUCAACGACUACAUCUAUGACAUGGCUUAUAUAAAUGUUUGCAUGGGGAUGGAGCUGAGAAGAUCAUUCGAAUCGAGGCUUAUAGAUUAUAGGAUCACUCUGAUUAGCUAACAAGGUCGGCCGGGAUAUGCGGGGCCCUCGGGAAACCAUUGGCAUGAAUCUAGCCACCAGGCAGUCUCUGCUGUUAAUGUCCAAAAGAUCAUGUAAAUCAUCCCAAAGGAAGCAUUUGAGAAGAAGAGCCACUGAAAUUUUAAACAGGAGGAUUGAAAGGCUGAAAGAGGAGAUGAAGGAGGUUAGCAAGGAACAGGAAAGCAUAAGAAAGGGGCAAAGAGAAGUGAAAGACAAACUGGAAAUGGUGGAGUUGGAAUGUGUGCAACUCCGAAGAGAGACUGAUUUUAUAACACAACAAAGUCUCAACACCCAACUUCGACUUUCUCUUAUGUUUCAAAUCCUUAAAGCACGAGAGGUCAAUAAUUUCACCCAAGCUGCUGCCCUUACUCAGAUUCUGCGUGAAGUCAUAGCAAAACAAAGCAAGGAAGAGUAG